AUGACUCCAAAUAAAAAAAACCACAAAAACUACGAAUCUCACAAAUCCCUCCAAUCUCGGGAAGAUCGCGAAAGCCACCAUUUUCGCAAGGUUCACAAUUUUCACCUGAACGAUAACGAAAUUUUGAGCCCUACCAAAGGAGGCAUAAAAUUAGAUGUGAACAAACUGAGCAUAUUAAGUUUUUCUGGCACACCAAGAAAGGAGGAACAGAAAAAAAAGGAAAGCCGCCUCCCCAAUUAUGAGCAAAUUCAAAAUAACACCCUAGACUUUUACAUUCCAUUAAAUGAAAGAAGUGACACACCUAAGAAAAAUAUAAGCAACGUCACUACGACUGAAAAAACGAAGAAUCAGAAAGAAAAACACAGCUUCGACUCGUCCUCUUCGUCUUUCUUUUCCUCCCCUUAUUCAUCCCAUUCGUGCGUAUCGGAUAGCAGUUCUUCCGUGCUUAGUCCAAGUGCCAUCCACGAACCCCAGGUGACGCACUUCAUCAUAUCCUCGGACACCACACCCCGGAAGGCGGCAAUAAGUGAAAGUCCAAGAAAACAAACCGGAGUUACAAACACACAGAAUUAUGACCGCAUGAGAAGAUCGCCCAGAAACCUAAGCACAAGUAAAUCCAGCACAGAAAAAGAUAGCUACAAGAAGAAGGAUGGCGAGGGAAGGAAAGAAAAAAAAAGAAACUCCAAGGAAACCAAGGUGAAUAACUCUUAUGACAAUGUGCGAACCCUCAGGAGCGCAACGAAGGAGAAAUCACUGAGGAGCAAAUCGCAGAAGGACGAAAAGAAAGUGGUCAGCGGGACGCGCUCUAGUGUGCUGCUCAAGAGGAAAAGCCAGUGCCUAUGGAAGGAUUCGUACGUGUAUCAAAACCUGCUGAAGAGGGCGAAAACCGGGGUACCCCGGAAAAGUGGCCGCAGCGACAACCGAAGCAACCGAAGAAACGAAAGUGAUGAUGAAGACGAUAGCGGAAGUACCGGCCAGAGCAGCGCCAGACCCAGCACAAGGAGCAGCUCCUCGGUCCGGAGGCAGACGCAGAGACAGACGCAGAAAAAGAACCGGCCACUUAGACACGCCGCAACGAUUAACAAGCGAAGCAGCAUGCUACCCGUGAGAGAGCAGAAAAACAGAGGCGACAACGAGGAGAAAGAACAACACAAAGAAUUUACAAUCGAAGAAGUGGAAAAGCUUACCAAAGACGCUUCCAUAAAACUCGUAGAGAAAAACUCCUGCCAGUAUGAGGACGGCGUGAUUUACGAAAGUUUAUUCAUCAACCAGGUGAAGUACAGCAUUGGAGACGACGUGCUGCUUUUUUGCAUGGGUAGCGGUGAAGGCGGCACCGGGACAAGCGGCACCACCACCCGCCAACCGAGCAAGAACAAGAACAAACAGAAGAAUGGGUACCAACUGAGGAAGGGCAAAAUAUCAAGUUUCUACCAAAACGAAGAAACCAACCAGGUAGAGGCAGAAGUGUGCAUAUACAUUGACCAACACGACGCCGCAUGUAUAAGGGAGCUGUGCGAAAAGCAAAAAUCCAGACGGUCCAAGGCAGACUUCGAAGUAUUCCUAGACGAAAAAACGAGAAAUUUCUACCUACUAGGAAAUAUAGACUUUAAAAUAGUAGAUGCGAAAAUGAUUUUAAAAAAAAUCAACGUAUACAAUGAGAAGAGUCUCUACGAUGAGGACAAAACGUCCAAACAGGGAAAGGACAAGUUCCUUUGCACGCACUACGUAAAAGAAAGAGAAGAAAGAAUAUGCGACGUGCAGAACAGUGAACAUUGGGAUAAUAUGGUCCUGGGUUCUAGUGACCUGUACUAUUCCUUCUCCAACGGGAAAAAGAGCAGCAAAAAUAAGUCUCUCAAAAUGAUUAUAGAAAAGCUCAAGGUGAACGAAGCAGGGGGGGUGAAUAACCAAAGCGAUAACGCUACAGUCAGUCCUAGCAACACUGCCACUAGUAGCAAAACACGAAGCAGCAACAAACGAACGGGCAGUACACUCAAGGCGACCCCAACCAGGGGAAGCACACCCAAGCAGAGUGCACAAAAGAACGCUAAGGUGGACAUAAAUAAUUUCAUAAAACAGGACCAAGAAAAUUACUACGUGAAUCUGCUACGCAAUAUCACAGACCCCACAGAUAAGGCCAUCCGAAUGAUGCAGCUGGAUGUAGUCCCAAAGUACCUCCCCUGCAGGGAAAAGGAAAUAAAAGAAGUCCACGGAUUCCUCGAAUCAGGUAUUAAACAAUCAGGCAGUAAUCAAAUCCUAUACAUUAGUGGAAUGCCAGGAACGGGAAAAACAGCCACAGUAUAUAGUGUGAUCCAACUGCUCCAACACAAGACGAAGCAAAAAUUGUUACCCGAAUUUAACGUCUUCGAAAUAAACGGAAUGAACGUAGUCCACCCGAAUGCAGCGUAUCAAGUGCUCUACAAACAGCUCUUCAAUAAAAAACCACCAAAUGCCUUAAACGCCUUUAAAAUGCUAGACAGACUUUUUAACCAAAAUAAAAAGGACAACCGAAAUGUAUCCAUCCUUAUAAUAGACGAGAUAGACUACCUGAUCACGAAAACGCAAAAGGUCCUGUUCACUCUCUUUGACUGGCCAACGAAGGUAAACAGCAAACUCGUUUUAAUAGCCAUUUCGAACACCAUGGAUUUGCCUGAACGGUUAAUACCCAGAUGUAGGUCUCGUCUAGCAUUUGGCCGAUUAGUGUUCAGUCCAUAUAAGGGAGACGAAAUAGAAAAAAUUAUAAAAGAACGAUUGGAAAAUUGUAAAGAAAUUAUCGACCAUACGGCUAUACAACUAUGUGCGAGGAAAGUGGCCAACGUGUCUGGCGAUAUCAGAAAGGCGUUACAAAUAUGCAGAAAGGCCUUCGAAAAUAAAAGGGGACAAAAAAUAGUACCAAGAGAUAUUACCGAAGCGACCAACCAACUGUUCGAUUCACCACUCACCAAUGCAAUAAAUUACUUGCCGUGGCCAUUUAAAAUGUUCCUCACCUGUGUUAUCGUAGAAUUAAGAAUGCUCAACGAUUUUAUCAUACCCUAUAAGAAGGUUCUAAACAGAUAUAGGGUUCUUGUCGAAACAAGUGGCAAGUACAUAGGCAUGUGCAGCAAUGCAGAGCUAUUUAAAAUUAUGCUAGACAAGUUGGUAAAAAUGGGCAUCCUGCUCAUUCGUCCUUAUAUACCCCUUGAAAGUUUGGCAAAAAAUAAAAACAAAGAAACUCUCCUUGGGUUCAACGAAUCGUCUAAGAAGAACGGUCCAGAGGGGAGCAAAUCCACCAGGACGCAAGUCAGCGCAGAAAUAGAUAAAGAAUCUGGAGACAUGGGUUUGGAGCUCAACGUCGAAACGCAGCUCAUCAUCACCGCCCUCAUGAAGGAUGCCGAGUGUUCACAGAAACUCAACUUUUACUAA
Molecule: messenger RNA, 3399 nt
Organism: Plasmodium coatneyi
Lineage: Eukaryota; Apicomplexa; Aconoidasida; Haemosporida; Plasmodiidae
Product: Origin recognition complex 1 protein
Exons: 1
Coding region: 1-3399 (1132 amino acids)
Biological process (GO): DNA replication initiation; mitotic DNA replication checkpoint signaling
Cellular component (GO): nuclear origin of replication recognition complex
Molecular function (GO): ATP binding; ATP hydrolysis activity; DNA replication origin binding
Source: RefSeq, a predicted model, not a curated record